This is a messenger RNA of Callorhinchus milii (elephant shark), 1866 nucleotides long. It is a transcript of the gene stxbp6, whose product is annotated as syntaxin binding protein 6 (amisyn). The record is from RefSeq and is marked provisional. Gene Ontology annotation, molecular function: phosphatidylinositol-4,5-bisphosphate binding. Gene Ontology annotation, biological process: Golgi to plasma membrane transport; exocytosis; regulation of SNARE complex assembly. Gene Ontology annotation, cellular component: plasma membrane; exocyst. NCBI's taxonomy places the organism in Eukaryota, Metazoa, Chordata, Chondrichthyes, Chimaeriformes, Callorhinchidae.
AUGCAGCGACUGGUGGCGGUGUCGGUGGCCGCUGCGGGACCGAGAGCCGAGAGCAGCCGUUGAGAGUCACAGCGCCAAAGCCCCGGCUCAUGGGGGGGACGAUCCUGUCCUGACUGAGGAGCGAGCAGAGGGGGUGGGGUGGGGGAGGCCGAGCCCGAGGUGGUUUGAAGUGAACUCGCAGAAAAAGAAAAAGAACCCAUCGCUCUGAGCUCUGCCGGGUGUCUGACACAUGCGGAAUCCCAUCACCAUGCUUAAGAGUAUCCAAACCAAGGUGUUGUAUGUCAGCUGCCUUUCCCAGUCCACGAUGAGUGCCAAAUCAGCCAUCAGCAAGGAGGUUUUUGCUCCUCAUGAUGAACGGAUGCUUGGAGCAGCCCAGGUCAAACGAAGAACCAAAAAAAAGAUUCCAUUUCUAGCAACGGGGGGUCAAGGGGAGUAUUUGACCUACAUCUGCCUCUCAGUGACCAACAAGAAGCCAUCACUGGUAUAUAUUACCAAAGUCAAGCAGUUUGAAGGAUCCUCGUCCUUUGUGAAGAGAUCACAGUGGAUGCUUGAUCAGUUACGACAAGUAAAUGGCAUCGACUCCAACCGGGAUUGCCCAGAGUUCGACCUAGUGUUUGAAAACGCCUUUGACCAGUGGGUUGCAAGCACAGCCUCUGAGAAAUGCACAUUCUUUCAAAUCCUUCACAAUAUCUGUCAACGAUACCUUGGAGACAAAAAGCCAGAGUUCAUCAACUGCCAAUCUAAAAUCCUGGGAGGUAACAGUAUCUUGCAUUCAGCUGCAGACAGUGUUACUAGUGCAGUCCAGAAAGCCAGCCAAGCCUUGAAUGAGCGCGGUGAAAGGUUAGGACGGGCAGAAGAAAGAAGUGCAGAGAUGAUGAACAGUUCCCAGCAAUUUGCGGAGACUGCACACAAGCUUGCAAUGAAGCACAAAUGCUGAGCAGUUGCCAAACAUUUGGGAGUAAUGAUCAGGACAGACAGACUUCACAUGACAGAAGAGACAGAAGUUUCCCAAUGUACAUUUCCCAAGACGGAAAUUUAUUCUUCAAACUUGAUGCUGCCAAUAUUAGAAUCUGUUUCAAUGGGUAUUUUUUUUAAUUUGAAUUUGCAUUGUUUAAACAGGAAGAAUACAGGCUUGAUCUUUUUCAGUGUCUUUAGAUUUCCAGGCUAUUCGCGCUCUUGACUGGUUACAGCUGUAGUAAGCUUUCGUGUUACACAAACAGCUUUUAAUCAAUGUAGUGUUGUAUUACACAGUAACAAAGGAAAUGUUUCAACAAUUGAUGCUAUUUUUGAAGAAAGUCUUCAAUAAUCCUUGGGAACAGUGUACUUUUGGCCGACGUUUCGAAGUGCAAUGUGACGAACUGUGACCAAACAUGUUGUGCUCAUUAUAAUGGCACAACCUCUCAUUUUAAAAUCAACCAGUAAUUGUCCUGGCUUCUGGCAAAUGCACGCCAGGUCUGUCUGUAUGACUGGAAAUCAGCUGGGAAAAUGCCUGACUGACUAUACAUGCAAUGAAGGAAAUUUAAGCUUUUGAAGCCUCCCAUUGGAGAUUAGCAGCAGCAUAUUUAAGUAGUGUACAGAAAAAAAAUUCAGGUCCAUGUUUCAUAUUGAAGAAUGUAUUUGUAAAAUGUCAGGUUCAGGUAGUUUCUGAGGAGACUGUCUCACUUACUGAUGUAGUUCUCUAAUGCUGAACAUUACUGAAGAAUUGUGUAAAACGGCAGUUCUGCCGGUUCAAAUCUCUUGUUAAUCCUAAUUGUUGUCGCAACAAAGUUUGUGCUGUAGAAUUCUGUGCACUUUUCUUCAGUCUGUGGGUUAGUGCUCUGUUUAUCUACUGUUUCAAGCCUUAAUGUCAUUAAAACAUUUUGAUUG